Lonchura striata (white-rumped munia) is the source of this 4245-nucleotide messenger RNA. The record is from RefSeq and is a predicted model, not a curated record. Lineage: Eukaryota; Metazoa; Chordata; Aves; Passeriformes; Estrildidae.
AGCCCUGUUUGUGCAUCCCACAGCACCUGUACAGCUUGUGAUGAUGCCCCUGCAGCAGGACAGAUUGAGUGGAGGUGUCAGACUGUCUUUUCCAGGAGAGGGGGGAGACAGAGGAGUCGGAAGAAUGCAAAGAAAGCCACCCCUAGCUAUGCGAGUAUUGUGCACCUCUCCCUCGUCUGGGAAUUUCUACGUCUUUAAAGUCACAGAAGGGAGUUUUCUGGGUGAAACACAACCUCAGCUUUGGUCAGCCCCAGGAACUCCAAGGGCCUAGCCACAGUAGCUGAGAAUUAGAAAAGUCCCUGAGGUCUUUCCCAAGGGGACAAGAGGUUGGUGGAAGUGCUUGUUCAUGAAAUGGCAGGGGACUUUUUUGCCUUUAAAGUCCUUAAGUUUGUAAAUCUCUGAGUUUUGUGUGGAGGCUACUAGAGGUCACAGUUAUACAACAUUGGGGCCAGGUACACUUAUAAAUAGGGCUUAAAUUCCUCAACUCACUUGUUUCAGGGGGAGGAGGAAUUAACAUCUUUCAGUCACAGGAGCUUUUCUGGUACAUGUUUAUGUAGCCAGCCCACAGCACUCUCACCCAAGGCAAGUGGGAGGCUUUUUCAGCUGAGGGAUGUAGCAUGGACCAGGGAAACCUUCUACCCUGAUGCAGGAAGCUGUAGCUUGCUUUGUGAGGGGAGGAUACAGGCGGCCUUGGGUGUAGGAAGUUCUUGCCUGGUUUCUCAUUCUGUUGAGUACUGUGAAUAUUGCAGGUUUGCCUCUGUGACAGAGAGGACUGUGAAGGGAAGAAUUCCUUCAUGAACUUUUAAAGCUGGUUAGAUCGCUUCCUACCGCUACAGCUGAAGAAUAUCACCUAUACUUCAUUGCAUAGUCCUGGUAAAAUCCCAACCAGACAGUUGGUAGGAAAGUUCCUUUCCAGCCUUGCUUUCUCACUGUAUUUUGCCAAGCUGGUGAACCCUGGUAAUUUCCUCUGAUCUGUGAGGAAUGCCUUGGCACACUUCCAGGGCUGCAUGGGAAGGUGGGUGAGGCUGGCAGCCCUAAACCCUGCCUCUCCUCCACUCAUCUAGUGUAGCUGGAGGGGAAAGCUCUGAACUGUUUGCUUCCAGAGGUAGGUUGCUCAUUGCCACAGGCUUGAAACAUGAGCUUCUAAGUAGGAGUCAGUUCUGUUCAGUGACCUUUUCCUUUUCCACCCAAAAGCUGUGCUAAAGUUUAACUUUAAAAGGUGAGGUGUGAGGUGCUUCUUGUAUUUGGAGUAAGAAUGUAAUCAAAACCAGAUGGUUACAUCAGUGUUCUCUCUAAUCCUGGGAAUCCAAAGUUGUAAGUCCACAUGUUCCAGAGCAACCACCUUUAACAGAAGCAAAUAUAGAUGUCUGGCCUGUGCUUUUCAGCUCCAGAGGACUCUUCCUACUCUGUGUGCUGCCAGUAUCACUGUUCUUGCUGCAGUGGGGUCUAGGUGGCCAUGUUACAGGUGAUGAGGAUCAGGCUGGAGGGUGGGUAUUACAGGCAUGUGGAGUGCCGAUGUACCAGUAGCCCACCACCUGCCUCUUUCUCUCUCCACAGAUUUUACAUUCCCCUCCUGCUGGCUUCUCUCCCUACCAUGGCUACAGGUGAAGAGAUCGCCCCUGCCCUGCAGGACUCCUGGGGGGACUUCUGGCUCUUCCGUUUCUUUGUUAAUGCUGCUGGCUAUGCAAGUAUUGUGGUACCAGGCUUCCUUCUCAUCCAGUACUUCAAGAGAAGGAACUACUUGGAGACAGGCAGAGGCAUUUGCUUCCCUGUCAUCAAAUCAUGUGUGUUUGGCUCUGAGGUGAAGUCUGUACAUCAGGACGAUGGCUCCCUGCCACCCCGAGCAGAGCCCACAGAGUCCUCCACAGCCCGACAGGUCUUCAAGCUGCUCUUCUGUGCUGCUGGUCUACAGGCUUCCUACCUCACAUGGGGUGUCCUCCAGGAGCGUGUGAUGACAAGAACAUACGGUGCCACUGAAGCAGACCCUGGAGAGAAGUUCAAGGACUCCCAGUUCCUCGUGUUCAUGAACCGCAUCCUGGCCUUCACUGUGGCUGGUCUGUACUGUGCCCUGACCAAGCAGCCACGCCAUGGGGCUCCUAUGUACAAAUACUCCUUUGCCUCCCUCUCCAACAUCCUCAGCAGCUGGUGUCAGUAUGAGGCACUCAAAUACAUCAGUUUCCCCACCCAAGUGCUGGCCAAGGCCUCCAAAGUGAUCCCAGUGAUGAUGAUGGGCAAACUGGUGUCGCGCAAAAGUUAUGAGUACUGGGAGUACCUGACUGCUGCCCUUAUCUCCGUGGGGGUCAGCAUGUUCCUGCUCUCCAGCGCUCCUAACAGGACGGUGUCCACUGUCACCACCUUCUCUGGCAUAGUGCUCCUGGCUGGCUACAUAAUCUUUGACAGCUUCACCUCCAACUGGCAGGAUGCUCUCUUCACCUACAAGAUGUCUCCCGUGCAGAUGAUGUUUGGUGUCAAUGUCUUCUCCUGCCUUUUCACAGUGGGCUCGCUCGUGGAGCAGGGUGCCUUGCUAGAGUCGCUGCGCUUCAUGGCCCGCCACUCGGAGUUCACCGCCCAUGCCGUGCUGCUCUCCGUGUGCUCUGCCUGUGGCCAGCUCUUCAUCUUCUACACCAUCAACCAGUUUGGGGCAGCUGUCUUCACCAUCAUCAUGACACUCCGACAGGCCUUUGCCAUUCUCCUCUCCUGCCUCAUCUAUGGCCACACUGUCACUGUUGUGGGUGGGCUGGGCAUUGCCGUUGUCUUCAUGGCCCUCUUUCUCCGUGUCUAUGCCCGCAGCCGCAUGAAGAAGCACAGUAAGAAGCUCCCACUGGGCGAGACCCCUGUUCAAAAGGUCUAAGGAAGCUGAGGCCAUGGCAUUUAAGCCAUGCCCACUGUCCUGCCUCCACUUGAGGGUAUUUGCUGGAUUUCUCAGAACCAACUGAGAAGAGUGGGAUAUGGAUAGACAGGACCAGUGACUCAGUUUUCCAUCUACUUUUCUUGGGAAAGGGGCUGGAACAAGCCCCGGAAAUGCUCUGGGCUGACGCAGCUCCAAACCUUUCUAUUUGCCUUAAUGGGUCAAAGACUUACAGCCAAGGCACAGGCCUGGGGAAACACCAGCAUGGGGCUGCUGGUAUUCCUGCCCCACCUCUGGUUUGUGGCUUCUCUCCAAGGUCACUGAAGAAAAAGGGAACACUUCCUUGGCACUCUCUUGCCUCUGGCUAAUGCUCCUCCAUUUCUGUUAGUACUACAGAGCAUGCCAAGAGGAAAGGGCAAGCAAAACACUAGGUUUUUUUUUGAAACACCUCUGAGUGAGACAAGUUCCAAGCUGAGGCCGUUGAAGGGUAGGGACUGCUUUUUCUCCAUUUCAGGAGGGGCUCUGGGUCAGGCAGAGGUGAUUACAGGCACAGCCAGGAGAAGGAUACCCAGCCUGUCCUACCCCAGGCCUGGGAUCUCUGGGAGGGCACUGCAGUGAAAGCCAGUACCUCCCAGUUUGGUUUUACAGAUUCUUUACACCUGCUCCAGGACACUUUCUUUGCCCCCCUCAGCCCAGGCUGAUUUUUAUGCAGUACUUGAGCUGGGCAGUUCCCAAGGCUUGCUGAGUCCUUCAAGGUUAAUUUUGGUUACAUCUGCUGCUGUUACAGGCCAAAGCCUGCGCUGCCCAGAAGCCCCAGCACCACCUCGGGGUCCCUCAGUGCCAUGGGUUCUGGGCUUUGCAGUUGCCAUUCAGACAAGCACAAACAACUCCUCUUUUUCCUGCCACCUAGAGGCACUGGCCCUGGUUUUCCCAGGGGCUGGCCAGAGUCUGUGCCUGGAGGGUUGGGACAUGGGGCAGAGCCCGCUUGCGGUGCCUUGUUCCUGCUCCACAGACAGCAGGGGAUGGAGCAGUGAAAGCUGUUCUUCCCCAGAAGCCUGGCUUUUAUUGGUCAAUCCUUUUCUCGUCAACACAACCUGACUGACAAACAAGCAGGUUUUGGUACUUUUGCAAGGCAUUUUUUUUCUCUUUUUAUUUUAUUAAAUUAAAAAUAUGCUGCAUAUAGUGCAAUGGGUAGAAAUGUGGGUUUGGUUUUAUGUUUUUGUGUUAUUGUUUGGUUUUUGUUUGUUUGUGUUUGUUUUUGUUUUGUUUUGCUUUGUUGGUUGGGUGUUUUUUUCCAUGUACCUGGAAGGUGGGAAGAGAUUUCCAACUCUUCCUGUGUCCCUGGUCUCUCUGGGACAUCAAAGUUAUCUUUCCAAAUACAGGUGCCUCUCUCUGUC